This is a messenger RNA of Pezoporus flaviventris, 5949 nucleotides long. RefSeq names its product leucine rich repeats and calponin homology domain containing 3 (gene LRCH3). The coding region runs from base 43 to 2415 and encodes 790 amino acids. Gene Ontology annotation, molecular function: protein binding. Lineage: Eukaryota; Metazoa; Chordata; Aves; Psittaciformes; Psittacidae. The transcript has 22 exons. The record is from RefSeq and is a predicted model, not a curated record.
AGCGACGGUGGCAGUGGUGGUGGUGGCGGCGGAGGGGGCGAAAUGGCGGCCACGGUGCUGGCGGCGCCGGAGGGCGGUUCCGCCGUGAUGCAAGCGGGAAACGCGGCGGCUUGUACUCCGCCACCAGGUCCUUCGGGUCCCGGUUCGUGGAACCGCUCCUUGGACCGAGCCUUAGAAGAAGCGGCGGCCAGCGGUACCCUCAGUCUGAGCGGCAGGAAGCUCCGUGACUACCCGCGGGCCAGCGCCGCCAACCACGACCUCAGCGACACCACCCAGGCUGAUUUGUCACGGAACAGACUGUCAGAGCUUCCAGCAGAAGCAUGUCACUUUGUCUCCCUCGAGAGUCUCAAUUUGUACCAGAACUGCAUUCGAUACAUCCCAGAGGCUAUUUUGAACUUACAGUCUUUAACAUUUCUAAAUAUCAGUCGAAACCAGCUUUCCACAUUGCCAGUACACCUCUGUAGUCUACCGCUAAAAGUCUUGAUAGCAAGUAAUAAUAAGUUGGUUUCAAUACCUGAAGAAAUUGGACAGCUCAGACAGCUGACAGAGCUUGAUGUGAGCUGUAAUGAAAUACAGACAAUACCUCCACAGAUUGGAAAUUUGGAAUCCUUACGGGACCUAAAUGUCAGAAGAAAUAAUUUGGUGCGUUUACCUGAAGAGCUUGCUGAGUUGCCUUUGAUCCGAUUAGAUUUCUCCUGCAAUAAGAUAACAACAAUACCAGUUUGUUAUAGGAACCUCAGACAUCUGCAGACCAUCAUGUUGGAGAACAAUCCUCUCCAGUCACCCCCUGCACAGAUAUGUAUAAAAGGAAAAAUCCACAUAUUUAAAUACCUGAACAUAGAAGCAUGCAAGAUAGCUCCAGACUUGCCUGAUUAUGAUAGGAGACCCAUGGGAUUUGGAUCUUGCCAUGAGGAACUCUAUUCCGGUCGUCCAUAUGGAGCACUUGAUUCUGGCUUCAAUAGUGUGGACAGCGGAGACAAAAGAUGGUCAGGGAAUGAACCAACAGAUGAAUUCUCGGAUCUCCCUUUGCGUGUGGCAGAGAUCACUAAAGAACAGAGGCUGCGAAGAGAAAGUCAGUAUCAAGAAAACCGAGGCAGCACAGUUGUCACUAAUGGUGGAGUGGAGCAUGAUCUCGAUCAGAUCGACUAUAUUGACAGCUGUGCCACAGAAGAGGAGGAGGAAGAGGUGAGGCAACCCAAGUGCAUGGACUCAGACAGCCUCAGCUCACAAUUCAUGGCAUAUAUUGACCAGCGGCGAAUCUCUAAUGAGGGCUCACCAGUAAAGCCUGUAUCCAUCAGAGAAUGUCAGAGAACAGAGGAUACAAGACGAUACUUACAUCAAAACAGACCCCCAGCUGAUUCAUCUUACUUUCUAUCAAGUCACCACAGUCAGGUGCCUAACACAGAUCCUGAGCUGCACCGCAGGCACAUAGAGCAUACCCGUCGGGAGGCUCAGCUAGCGGCGCUUCAGUAUGAGGAGGAGAGGAUGAGAACAAAACAGAUUCAGAGAGAAGCUGUCCUUGACUUUGUUAAGCAAAAGGCAUCCUUAAGUCCUCAGAAGCAAAGUCCCCUGGAUAGUGAGUGUCCUUUUCCAUCCAGAAGGUCUCAGCAUACUGAUGAUAGUGCCUUGUUAGUGAAUGGCUUUGAGCCUUUCUUUGUGUUUGAGAUUGACAGUAACACCAAUACCAUUAAAAGAAGGCCAGGGACUCGCAAACAGUCACUUUCAGGGUUGAAUCAAGAAAGCCAUGCUACUACUCUGCCUAAUGCCUCUACCUUCAGUCCUGUCAAGAGUGAUGACAGAUCUACCAUCUCCCCUGGCUCACCUACCACUCAGACAGUCCACCUUUCCCCUCCAUAUCCUGGCCAUGCAGUCCCGCCUUCCUAUAGAAACCCUGUCCUGCGACCAGAGAGUUUCCUUUACCAAGCAGCUGUCAGGGAUGAAGCAAAGAAAGGUGCUGUUUCAUCUUCUACCUGUACCUUGUCACCUGCUAAUGAUGCUGCAGACCCUAGAGUAAGACAGAACUCCAAACAGCGAGAGGAGGAGCUGGAGCUAAUUGAGCAGCUACGCAAGAAUAUAGAAUCACGGUUGAAAGUGUCAUUACCCAGUGAUCUUGGAGCAGCUCUCACUGAUGGUGUUGUUCUGUGCCAUUUAGCUAAUCACGUGCGUCCUCGAUCUGUUCCCAGCAUUCACGUCCCCUCGCCUGCUGUUCCUAAACUUACAAUGGCAAAAUGCAGACGAAACGUGGAGAAUUUCUUGGAAGCUUGCAGGAGGAUUGGAGUGCCUCAGGAGCAAUUAUGUUUGCCUCUACAUAUUUUAGAAGAGAAGGGUUUGACACAGGUAGCUGUGACUGUCCAGGCGCUCCUGGAGCUGGCACCCCCAAAGCAGCAGCAACUUCACCACUUGUCUGCUGUGUAAAGACCUCCGGGACCUUUGGGGUUACCUUGGCUAAGCAGAAGGACGUGAAGACUUUACUGCCCAUGCAGUGCAUCCAAACACACAGAGCUCUGUUCUAAGGAAACGAGUUUCCGUGAUUCCUGACAGGAAUGUUUUACUUCAUUUCUCCAUUUUUUUUGGAGAUCACAACAGUUUCCAAUAACAUUUUUAUUAUCAGUAUUUUGCCCCUUAUUUAAAGAAAACAGAGUUCAUUGGGAGGAGGGUAGGGAAUUCCUUGCUGACAUGGGUGUAGCUUGGAAUGAGAUUCCUAGGGGAAUUCAUUGUUAAAAAAGGAUGUUGCUGCAGUGGGCACAUGGGGAAAUUUCUUUCCUUCCUCACAGGGUUCAAAGAAGGGGAAUUUCUUUGCUUCCAAAGAACAGCUAUUUCUAUUACAUAUACUAAAAAAUUGCAACACACAAUCUUACCUGCAGUGUUUGAUGACAGGGUCGAACCUCCUGCUGCUGUAACUUGCGUUGGCAUGUCCUCAUCACUUAAAAUUUGAAGACAAAAAAAAAACUGAUGAAUUUUUUUUUCUCAAGGGUUGAGAAAUACUGCGUGUUUUCUCUGCAGGAAAGCGCCGUAGUCAAAGAUACUGAAUCAGAACUGUUCAAAUUGUGUUAAUCACAUCAGCAUUCUUGCUGGGUUCACUUUCUCUUUGGGCUUUUAACAUGUCUUUAUCUGACGAUUUUCCCAACACCAGUGGAGAGAGAUCACAUCUGUUUCCUCACCUGCCCCUCUGGUCAAGCAGGGAUGCGUUUGGUUACUCGGUGGUUUUGUUGAAUAGUGACUAGAUGUCAUCAGGAGCCACGUCUCUAUUUUCACUGCAGUGCAAAGAAUCACAGCCUGCUGUGUUAAUAAUCCUUGGCAACCCUUUAUCAAAUGGUUUAUUAGGGGCGGGAGCAUCCCCUGCAGCCAUGCCAGCACUGGUGAGUGUCCCAGCCACUGAGAAAUUCAUCAUUUUAAGAACACAGUUACUGAAUUUCCACAGUGGGCUGCGUAUUGUCAAAACAGUGUCUGUUACAAAAGGUAGCUUCUCUUUGGGGGUUCGACAGGGCUUUAAAUAAGCCUUUUAUCGGUGAGAGUUUAUGUAGAGAGCCGCACUGGUUUUACAGAGCUACCAUUACUUCUUUCCUUUUUCCUUAAUAUGAAAAUGGAAAUUCAAUAUACAGGAAUGGGAGAGGUAGCCAACAGGUUUCACAUUUUUCUGGACAGAUGAUCCUGGCAAAAUAAAGACUAGCUCCAUGUGCUCUGGUCCUAGUGCCGAGGCCAAGCUCACAACCACAUCACCUACAGUAUUUUCUCCCCCCCACCCCCGAAAAAAGACCUUGCAAAAUCUAGUUCUCUCCCGUGCACUUCCUUUGGUUGGCUUUGGCCCAUUUAAAGCAUCCCAGAAUGUUACGCUACUAAUAAAUACAUGGUGCAUGGGGUCUGAAACCAACCUCAGGCGCUGGAGGUAUUCCAUCUGGGAAUAUAUUUGAAGCAGAAUACACCAGAAGGAUUUCAUAGGGAUAAUAACAGAAGAAAUGGGAGGAGGCUGGCUAACAGGCAUUCUUGUGGAAGUAAACCUCCCAUGGGAGCACUGCUAAGGACUGGGCUUAGCUGAAUUUUCCCCCUUUUGAUUUGCAGUUUUGUUUCCACUCCAUUUUGCUUCAUGUAUUUCUUUCAAGGUCCAUUGUGGUGAGUGUUGAAUCCCUUAUUUCACAUAAUUAUUCCAGUUGCUCCUUACUGGCAUCUGUAGAUGGCUGAUCACAUUGUGAGUGGAGAAGAACACCUGAAGGGUAUUUCAAACUGUGCAGCUGGAGAGAAACCUUUUCACACUGGGUCUGUGCGCUGCCCUGAGCCUGGCAGGAAAUGAAAAUGCCAUGUGUAGGAAGAGAGCAGCCCACACAGACACUUUUCUCCUCAGAUCUUGUAUUUCACUUCAUGUCGCUUGCAAGGAGUGCUGGUAAUUCUCACAUGAUUAUGUCAAAGUGUCUGAAGUCUCUGCUGUGGUUUGUUGGGUGGAAGGUUCUGCCACUCACAAGCAAACAGUACGGACCACAAAUGUUCUGUGUGUGUUUGUCGCUGCAUAGAAUUUAAAAGAGGAGGGUACUGACUUCAUCAGUUUCCAUCAUCAGGUCACUUGUGUUGUUACAGGGCUUUUAUUAGCACACCCUUUGUGGGCUAGUUAAACACUCCUGUUUUAAGAAAACCCUUCCCUUCAUGGAAUGGUGGGUGUGCUCUUUGCUCCGGUCCAGCUUCCAGCACUUAGGGGAGGUGAAACCUAACAGUGUUCAGGUUGGUGGAAGUUUGGCGUUUCAUUAAUACUAGUUUUUAGGAGUUAACGGGGUGGGGGGUUGAGUCUGGACAGCAAGAAAAGGCCGUUUCCCCUUGUGCCUGGUGAAGGCAGCUCCUCUUCUGUCCAAGCAGUGUGUGUGCGGCAGCAGAGCUUGGGUAAGGAGCGGCAGUGGCCUGGCUGGGCAGGGGCUACCUCCACCAUUGCUCGCUCUGUGCUAAGCCCUGGUUCCCUCUGGCAGUUUCAGUGUAUGUGACAUAUCAGUUUGGCAGUAACAAUCCUGUGUGUUCAUCCUGGCAAAGACUAAAUCUUGACCAGAUGUUUAGGAACAAAAUCCAAACCUGAAAUUUCAUCUUACAGUUAAUUUAAUGUAUUAUACCAAACCCAACUUCAGUUCUUGUUUGCAAAAUGGGUGCUGAUUUUUUGGUGUGUUUCUGUGCAAUUUUUGUCAUAUCCCUUGAAAAGAGUAUAUUAAAGAGAACGUGUAUAAAAUCCUGUUUCGUGUGACAAAGCAAAGAGGCGAUUGUCUUUCUCUGGGGCAUUUGUGUUCAGGAGUAAUCCACCUGAGUGUGUCAUGCUUGCCGGUGUUUACACACUGGUUCCCCUGUGCCACUUGUCCUUCCUUGAGCCGUGUCAAGUGCUGGGCAGUGUUUGAUGCUCAGCAGGGUUACAUGCUCGAGGUGGAGCGGUGCAGGCACACGGGAGCCCUGGCAGCAAAACCCCCCAGGGUUUAGGUCUCCCCUGCUGAAGGGGAGGCGUUUGUAAUGGCCCCAGCACAGCAGCCUGCUUAAAAUGAAUCUGAGACAGCUUCUUACAACGCCAAGGACACCUCUUGUUCUUGGUUGUGACACAACGGCAAAUGGUAUUUUUAUCCUUUUAUGCCUAUAAAUAGUUAUUUGAAAAAAUGUUUUAGGAACAGAGUACUUCUAAGGUGAAUUUGGACAUUAAAAAAUGCUUUUGUAUAGAUAUUGUGAUGUUUUACAAAGUGAUCUAAUUUUGUUAUUUCUGAAAACAGUGUAAACGUGUAAUUAAUAGAGUAAAGGAUUUUAAAGCUCCAUCCCAUGCUGUAUGUCUGUAAAUACAUUCCAUAAUUUCUAAGUCUGUUACACAUAAAUGUGUCUGAGUAUUGUAUAUUUUACAUUGCCUGUAUUCUGCCAGUAGUGUGAACUUCUAGCACACCUGUAAUAUAAAAGGAAACCAUGGGUAAUUUGAAAUAAAGUUUUCAAACUUACAUAAGUUAC